CUAAUUUUUUCUAGUUUAUUCGAUUUUUUUAAUAGAGUGUUGACUGCGAUGAAGAAGAAAGCCAUUGUGAUUGACGAUGGAUAUAGAAGGUUUAUGCAGCAUACUCGUCUAAUGUCUGAAAAAAUCGAUGUUCCAAUUAUCUGUCUUGACGAAGAUGAUAAUGAUGAUCUUAUGAUUGAUAAGGACUACAACGUGUUCUUGGAUCAUCUUCGAAGAGGUGAUAAUAACAGUUUUAGCCCUCGCCUUGAGGUUGACAAUGGAGAAUCCGACAUUCGUAGAUUAAAGAUCUUUUCUUGUGAUUCAAAGAGAUCAAAGCUUGGGAAUGAGAAUCCAGUGAAGAACAGAGUUCAUCAACAGGGCAAGAGGAAAACUGUUGGGUUUAAGGCUGAAAGAGUUAAUAUCCGAGAAAACAUUCAACGAGACAACAGAGUUGCUGAACGAAGAAAGCGGAGGAUCGCAGAGUUAGAAGCUGCAAAGACUUCAAGAGAUGUUUCUUCACUAAAAAACCAACAAGAAGACACUCAACAACGAGACAACAAAGUUAGGAAACUAUCAGAGUCAAAGGCUGAGACUUUAAGAAGAGAUGAUGUUCCAUUGGUUAGAACUCAAGAAGACAGUCAACGAGCCAACACAGUUUCUGAAGGGAGAAAGAGGAAUAAUGACGAUGCUUUAAGAAGAGAUGUUCCAUUGGUUGAAACUGAAGAAGACAAUCAACGAGACGACACAGUUUCUGAAGGGAGAAAGAGGAAACAUGACGAGCUCGAGGCUGAUGCUUUAAGAAGAGAUGUUCCAUUGGUUAAAAGAACUGAAGAAGACAUUCAACGAGACAACAUGAAGGUUGCUGCAGAGACUUCAGAGGUUGUUCACAUGGAGCGAGUAAAUGGAGUUACAGAGGUUAAUGAUGUAGAUGAGACUUCAAGGAGCCAAGAAGUUUUUGUAGGGAGAAGGAAGAAGAAUGAGGGGAGUGAAGUGGCUGUGGAUAAGGAUUACAUGAGGUACCUCACAUGGCUUGUAGAUUCUCUUAGAGAUUCGACAACUGAGCCAAUGGAAAAUCUUCAGAAAGAUCAGUCUGAUUUGGAUACUCUAAAAGAAUCGACAAUGGUCCCUGAAAUGGAUCCACUAGUAGAAGUGAAGGUUGAACCAGAUCAUGAUUGGUCAGAUUAUAUAAUUGCGAUGGGUGAUUCACCGUUUUUGGAUGGAGAGGAGUGUACACCGUUUGUGGUGUCCAAGAAAGUGGUUGAUCUAGAUGAAGGAAGUAAAGAGGAAGAAAGUAGUAGUAGUUGGUUUAGGAAGGAGCUAAUGGAUGUUCUGCAAAAACCAUAUGAUGAAGGAGAGUUGAAGCUGCUCCAUCGUUACGCAUCAAUCCAUAGAAAAAUGACUCGAUGCAGAGAACUACGAAAGGGGAGAGAAUCUGAUUAUGAGACGGACGAACUUGGACAAUCUUAUCUAGAAAGUUUCCCUGAUUUCGAAAAAGAAUACAAGCUUGUGGUUGGUGUUGAUAAGGCAAGAGCUUUGAAGUUGCUGCGUGGGUUUUUCUUGUACUUGAAAUAUGUUUCUCAUGAUGGUGUUUUCAAGCCUUGGGAGAGGAAUCAAAGGUGGCAACCUUAAGAAAUGGUGAAGCUUUUGGUUUAAUAACCAGCUUGAUGUAGAUUACGUUUUUGGAUUUCUAUCUGUUGUUGGAUGGCAAUCUGAUUCAGUGUAGUUUCUUGUCACCCAAGAAUCUGGUUUUAAUGAGUAGGUUUUUCCUGAAAACUGAUGCAAUGUCUCAGACUUUUUUGAUCUUAUAUAACAAAAACUGGUGAGUUUA
Molecule: messenger RNA, 1807 nt
Organism: Arabidopsis arenosa
Lineage: Eukaryota; Viridiplantae; Streptophyta; Magnoliopsida; Brassicales; Brassicaceae
Source: the annotation of a GenBank genome assembly